This is a messenger RNA of Humulus lupulus (European hop), 3496 nucleotides long. RefSeq names its product receptor-like protein EIX2. Bases 121 to 3354 code for a protein of 1077 amino acids. Gene Ontology annotation, molecular function: protein binding. NCBI's taxonomy places the organism in Eukaryota, Viridiplantae, Streptophyta, Magnoliopsida, Rosales, Cannabaceae. The record is from RefSeq and is a predicted model, not a curated record. The transcript has 2 exons.
AUCCAACUAAUGCAUACAACUGUCUUCUAUUUAUUAUCCAAAGAUGAACUAUUAUUAAUCAUGAAAAACCAACCCCAUAUCUUUCUACUUCUGAUUAAACAUUGAAUUCUGUCCAUUUUCAUGACGAGCAAUUCAGUCCCACAUGUUGUGCUUUUUGUGCUUUUGCUUUACUGCUUGAGUGUAAAUGCUGGAGUUGGAAAGCCAAAAAUCAGGUGCAAUGAAGCCGAGAGACAAGCAUUGAUAAAGAUUAAAGACCAUCUUUUUAAUGAAGAUGGUAUAUAUCAGGACUAUCUUUCCUCUUGGGGAGAAGAAGAAGAUCAAAGAGAGUGCUGUGAAUGGAUCGGAAUUCAGUGCAGCAACAACUCUGGUCAUGUCAUCAAACUUGAUCUUUCUCCUUCAACUUUCAAAGGCAUUGAUGGAAUUCUUAGGGGUAAUAUCAGCUCUUCAUUGCUUGACUUAAAGUACUUGAAUCAUCUGGACUUGAGCCACAUCAACUUUGGUGAGCAUUUCAUCCCAACUUUCCUUGGCAGCCUCACAAAAUUAAGGUACCUCGAUCUCUCUUCCACUAAUCUAGAUGGAGGUAUUCCUCCUCAGCUUGGAAACCUUUCCAGCUUGCAGUUUCUCGAUCUUAGCCACAAUCUUUUAAAACCAAAAAGCUUAAAUUGGGUUUCACAACUUUCAUCUUUACGAGUACUUAACCUGAGUAGCACAAACAUGAGCUUAGCUAAUGACUGGGCGCAUGUAGUAGUUAACCUUCCUCAUUUCAUGACAAAGUUGAUUCUACGUUAUUGUGAUCUUCCUGAUAUAGUUGUUUCUUCACCAUCUCGAUCCCUUUUUAACUCUUCAAAAUUUCUCAGCGUCCUUGAUGUUUCUGGAAACCAACUGUCUCAGUCUAUAUUCCAAUGGUUGUUCAAGUAUAAUAGUAGCCUUGUUCAUCUUGACCUCUCUAGUUGCCAAUUAGGAGGUUCCAUUCCAAAUGGGUUUGAAAAUAUGGCUUCCCUUACCUAUCUUGAUCUCAGCUACAAUGCCUUUGAAGGAAUAAUUCCAGAAUCUUUUGGGAAUUUGAUUUCCCUCACAUAUCUUAAUCUUUAUUCUAAUCAACUAGAUGGUUUUCAUCCAAAGUCCUUCAAUAAUAUGACUGCCAUUGCAUACAUUGAUCUUAGCCUUAAUCAACUAAAAGGUUCUAUUCCAGAGUUCUUUGGGAAUAUGAUUGCUCUUACAUAUCUUGAUCUUCAUAGUAACCAAUUGAAUAGUCUCAAUCCAAAAUCUUUUGAGAAAAUGACUGCCAUUAAAUAUCUUAAUCUCGAAAGCAAUCACCUAAAAGGACCCAUACCAGAAGAUUUUGGAAACAUGGCUUCUCUUAGUGAACUUGAUCUUAGCAAUAACGAGCUUGAAGGGGAAAUUUCAAAAUCCAUUUGGAAAAUAUGUGAACUGCAGAGGUUUGAAGCAUACAACAACAAUCUUGGCGGACAGUUACACUUGGCUGAAUUACCCUCAAAGGAAUGUGCCAAUUUCUCUUUGGAGUAUUUGGAUUUGAAGCAAAAUCAAAUCAUGGGACCAUUGCCUAAUUUCACCUUGUAUCCCGCUUUGACUGAGCUACAUCUUUCAUCGAAUCAGUUUAGUAGACUAUCCAAAAGUAUGAGUCAAUUAUCAGUCUUGGAGAUUUUGGAUCUUUCUGAAAACUCUAUCAAUGAUGUUUUAUCCGAAGCUCAUUUUUCAAAGCUCUUUAACAUAGAUACUUUGGAUUUAUCAACUAACUCAGAUCUAGUUUUUAGGAUUGCUACUGAUUGGAUUCCACCCUUUCAGCUGUCCACUAUUAAUCUUGGGUCUUGCAAUUUGGGUCCUCAUUUUCCAAAUUGGCUCCAAACUCAGGAUUAUCGUGAACUUAAUAUAUCCAAUUCUGGAAUUUCAGAUUCUAUUCCAGAUUGGUUGUUUAAUUUUACCUCGAACUUAAAUCUUCUUGACCUGUCUCAUAAUAAAAUUAGAGGAACAAUUCAUGAUAUUAACCAAAGUUUCAAUUGUUCCUCUGAACUAGAAUACGGGAAACCUUGUCCUGACAUAGAUUUGAGUUCAAAUGAGUUAGAAGGACCAAUACCAAGUUUCUUACUACAAGGGGCAACUUCACUAAAUCUUUUCAACAAUAGCUUUUCACAAUUAAAUUCCCUAUGUAAGGUCUCUUUAGUUCCUUUGGUAUUUCUUGAUGCCUCAUAUAACCAGUUGUCCGGCGAGCUACCUGAUUGUUGGUCGCAAGCGAAAAAUCUGCGAAUUCUUGUUUUGGCAAAUAACAAGUUAUCUGGAAAGAUUCCCAUAUCCUUUGGCUUUUUAUUUUCCAUCACUGUGUUGCAUUUGAGAAACAACAAUUUAACUGCUGAAUUGCCUUCAUCACUAAAGAACUGUACAAAUUUGGUGGUCUUUGAUGUUGGAGAGAACAAAUUGUUUGGGCCAAUACCAGCAUGGAUAGGUAAAAGCCUAACAAGGCUUUCCAUUCUUAGUGCACGCUCUAAUAGCUUCACUGGAAGAAUACCCUUGCAACUAUGCCACUUAGUGGAUCUUCAAUUGUUGGACUUUUCUUCAAAUGAUCUUUUUGGUCAAAUCCCAAAUUGUCUUGGUAACAUUACAGCUAUGAAAGAAUUAAAGCAGACCACAUAUGCAGCCGUAAGUCGUUGGGGAGACGCUUUUCCAGGUGAUUUUAACCGUCAAAAGUUGGAGUUGGUAUGGAAAGGAGCAAUCUCUGAAUUAAAAAAUGCUGGACUUUUGAGAAGCAUUGAUUUGUCCAACAAUAAACUUAUUGGGGAGAUUCCAAGAGACAUCACUAAACUUGUUGAGCUCAUUUCUUUAAACUUGUCUAGAAACAAUCUAAGUGGACAUAUCCCUCAAGAGAUUGGUAACUUGAAAUCUUUAGAUUUUCUUGACUUAUCAAAUAACCAAUUUUUUGGUCAGAUUCCUUCAAGUCUCUCUCAAGUGGAUCGUCUCAACACAUUAGAUUUGUCGAGCAAUAAUUUGUCUGGUGAAAUUCCAAGAAGCACUCAACUCCAAACUCGUGAUGCAGCUGCAUACAUGGGAAAUCCUCUCCUUUGUGGAAUUCCACUUCCAAUAAAAUGUCCAAAUGAAAAAAAACCAACUACUUCAGAAGAAGCUGUGGAAAAUCAUUAUGAUGAUGAGUUUAUUGGCAAAGGAUUUUACAUAAGCGUAGCACUGGGAAUGGUAGUUGGAUUUUGGGGAUUUUGUGGGACUUUAAUCUUCAACAAGUCAUGGACAUAUUCAUAUUUCAAGCUGUUGAAUAAUGCUGAGGACUGGGCUCAUGUAACAGCAGCAGUUCAGAAGAAAAAGCUACUGCAGAUGUUCAGAAGUUAAAUUGCGGGAGCUUUUGGUUUUAGAGGAUGCAAUGCACAGACAAUAUUUCUUCACCUAAUAAUUUGUACUGUCCUAGUUAUGUUUUCUGUAUAAUAAUGAGACUUGAAUUAGUUUGUUAUUCAUGUUUACUAUUGUUCACUUA